CACUCAUCAGUGUCAACAAAAUAAAUUCGUCUGAUUUCUGAAAUCUGCUGCUUCGUGUAAAAUUGUAAAGAUAAAGUUUAAAUGUCGUUUAUUUUGCAAUAAAUAUGUUUUACAAUAAUAGAUAAUGUUUUUUGGUGUUUUAUGGUUGAAAUACAAAGUAUCUUCUUAGUGAACCGAAACAAAACUUUAACUAUCUUUAAUAAUGGAGGAUCUCAAUUUGACAGAGACUGAGAUGAGAUAUUUUGGUGAUUUGUUUUUAUGUUGCGACGAGGAGUCCAACGGGAAAAUCCCUAUCCUAAAAGCAACAGAACUUUUUAGGUCAUCUAACAUACCAAAUGAUGUUCUCAAGCAGAUUAUGGAUUUAAGUGUAUCGCCUACUAAUAGUUCGUCUCUAAAUCAUAUGAACAGAAAGCAAUUUUAUUCGGCCUUAAAACUUAUAGCAGCUCAUCAAUCAAAUAUAGCAUUAAAACCAGAGAUUUUAUUAACACCUUUGGAUCUACCUCUUCCAAGGUUUACAUGGGCCUUAAACUCAGAUGCAAAUUCAGAUUUAAUACAGUUAUCUAAUUCUCCUAAAGAGCAGCAUAUAUCAAAGAGAGAGCGAACUUUUGUAGAAAGGACUCUAGGUGCUUAUGAGCCAAUAAGAGUUUCAUCAAAUUUAUCAGAUAGUGACAUUCCUCAAACGCUGUCACAUGAUACUGCUGAAGUGCUAAGUACAGACUCGGAGAUAGAAUCUGAAACUAUGUCACAAAGUGGUUCAAUUGGGAGAAGAGGAAAAACGGGGUCUCCAUGGAGUACAGCUAGUGAAAGUCCUACUCCAACCAACAGUGUAGCUGAAAGGGUCCACCCAGUGUGGGAACACAGCGCAACUGGGCGUGGUGUAUGGCCUACAAAUACUGCAGAGGAACAUACUAGGCUCCUAGGCACAGAAGAGGAUUCCUCUGACCGUCACUCCUCAGAGGAGGAUGGGGAAGGCGAGGCAAGUGGCGAUGACGUAUUUGCGAUAAGUCCUGCGCAGGCGACGCAUUAUGCGGCACAGUUUGCGCAGCUGCGACCUGAACGUGGCUUGCUAUCGGGACCUACUGCUAGAAUGUUUUUCGAAAAGUCACGGCUGUCGGUUCCAGAUUUACGAAAGAUCUGGCAACUCGCUGAUAUCACUAAAGAUGGAAUGUUGACUCUUGAGGAGUUCAGUAUUGCCAUGCACCUCAUAAUUUUGAGGAGGAACAAUAUCCCAGUGCCAGAUGUUUUGCCACCACGGCUUAUACCAAAAGUUGACUCGCAUUUCUCGCAACAAUCUGUCACAACAGAUCUGGUUGAUCUGGGUGCUGAUAUGUUUAACUCUGGUACCUCUGCUGAUUUCAAUUUUGCGAAACCAGAAGUCAACGAUCCAUAUGAAAGUAAACCAAAAAAAGUAGAAGAGAGACAACCUUCCCUCUCACCCAAACCAGAACCUCAAGUGAACAAUAAAGAAUGGACCAAGUUUGUUGACUCGCCCACGUUCAGUGUUUCUAGUCCCGGCCCAAAACCUGUCAACUUUGACUUUCAAAAGUCCGCAUUAGAGAGGGAUCCAAAAAUCUAUCACCCCGUUGCAUUAAGAGUGACUCCGGAAGCGAACACAAUUCCACACGAAGAUUUAAGAUCGAGCACUUCUCCGCGAAGGGACGAUAUCUCUCACGCCUUUGAACUGUCGAGUCCAAAACGAAAUUCCAACGAUCAAUCGAAUGGUAGCGAGAUCAAGUCGAUUCAGCGUCCACAACCGAAGAAACCAGUGAAAAUUGUUGGUGUCUUGCCACCUCCACCCGCUAGAGAGUCUUCCGUUCACGCAGACGAUGGUCCGCAGUCGUUGCAAUACGCGCCCAAGAAGGUUCCACCUCCGCCACCGCCACCCAGACCUAUAAGAAACCACACUCGUUCCAGUUCCCUGGAUUUAAACCGGUUCAAAAGUGCCGCGCCCCCCCCGCAGCCGCCACCCCGAAUGUCCCCUUCGGCAACGACACCCACUCGUCGCUUAGUCAACCAGAAAAGUGAGGAGCCCACUUUCCCCCCGGACGCGUUCACUAAGAGUGAUGAACCCAACUUUCCCCCUGACGCGUUUGGGGAAACGUAUGGGUACGAAGCGCCAAAAAUGCACGGCGCGUUUGAAGUGUAUCGGAAACCGUCGCGCGAAUCGUCGUGUGAAACGGAUCCGGAUGUGAAAUCUUUGCAGGAGCAAAAUGCUGUUUUGCAUCGCGUUUGUAGGGCGUUGUGCGCGGAACUGGCGGAUGUGCAGAGGGAAAGGGAGGCUCUGAAGGUCCAACUUGACGCACACUCGACCCCCGUCUAGUCACAGCUUGGAAAUCUAUGGUCUAGCUUCUUAAUCACAUAAAUCCUACUACUAAAAAAAAACAAUACUACCCACAAAAAAAAACACAAACUAAAAUAGCUAUUCUAAUGCGACAAUAAAAUAAGAAUUUUGAAACUUUUAUGACAAUCCUUGUUCGAUACUUCUAUUUCAUUUCUAUCUAUUGUUUCUAAUCGCUGGAUCAUAGAUUCCUUGCCUAUAAAUUUUACUACCCUUUGUCUGUAAAUAGACAUAUUCCACUAUAAUCGUUUAAUUAAUCUAAGAAAUCUCAUAUUCUUUUGUUUUAAUUUAUAUGAAUUUUAUUUGACUGCAAAUAUUAGCUUUUUUAAAUAUAAUCAUUGCUUAUUGGUUCUCAGUGUGAAAUAUUACAAUGUUUAAUUGAUCGAUUUGCCGUCCUUCACAGAUUACAAAAAGAGCAAGAUGUGUUAUUUUAAUU
Messenger RNA from Pieris rapae (cabbage white), 2774 nucleotides. RefSeq names its product ralBP1-associated Eps domain-containing protein 1 (gene Reps). The record is from RefSeq and is a predicted model, not a curated record. Lineage: Eukaryota; Metazoa; Arthropoda; Insecta; Lepidoptera; Pieridae. The transcript is spliced from 5 exons. Gene Ontology annotation, biological process: endocytosis; endosomal transport. Gene Ontology annotation, cellular component: plasma membrane; cytoplasm. The coding region runs from base 203 to 2320 and encodes 705 amino acids. Gene Ontology annotation, molecular function: calcium ion binding; protein binding.